AUGAGGCAACAUUCCCCCUUUUCGUACUAUGUCAGUCAUAAACCGAAAGAGCUUCGACGGCUCUAUGAGCCUCUUUCGUUGCUAUGCGCGCUGCGGGAACAAAUCCCAGAGCAUAAACUCAGCGAAGUGGAUGAUGCUGGUGGGAUGAGUGGAAUCUCACAGCGCCGCCGCGACUUCCUCAAUGCGCUUGUUCGAUUAGCAGCGUUUAAACAGGAAUGGCAUUUAGCCAUCACAGCGGGAUGCGAUCAGGAGAGUGUGAUUAUUGCUGUCGCGGGAGAUCUGGACGUCAGUAACCCGGUUGUUCGGUUUCUGGACGCGUUGCUGGAAAUGGUCAAACAAGCUCUGGAUGCAGACUUAAAUGCGACGACAUUGGAUGCAGAGAUUUGCAAUAUCUCAAACUAUGUGAUGAAAUGGCAACGUGACAACAGCUUCGCGGUGUAUCACAGGAUCUUCGACCAUAUUGCGCCGGUUUGCAUACCCAUAAUGGCUGCUUGGUCUAACGACCCAGAAGUCCUUGACGAUAUUGCCCACCGGAUGAGUUCUGGCAUUGACAACUACAAGGAACUCAGUCAAAGGCUGAUGCAAGUCGUGCCUGCGCCCAGCAAGCUAAUUCCACGGCUUCAAUACUACCAAGAAAAUGUUUACACUUUAAUCCAUCCGGAACUUCGCGUUAUGGACUUUUUCGACAAGAAAAGUCGCCUACAAUAUUGGGACAAUUAUGAUAAAUAUAUCGCAACUAGCAAGCCCUGUUGCUACCUUUGCAGCCAGUAUCUGUCACAUCGACGCAACUACCACAUCCGAAACUGCGAUCCAAACGAUAUUGACCUCCACUGGCGCUUGCCUGACAUUCAAGCUGCCGAAAGCAGCGCACGCUUUGAAGAACAGAGAAAGAUACUUCGCAAGAUCACGGAACGUGCUCGGAGAGAUGUUGAGAGAUUUAUAUUAGAGCGUUGCUCCGGGAGUAACGACUUGACAGACGAUGAUAGUUCGCAGUCAUCUAGCCCCUCCAUUGAGACCAUCACGACAUCGCAGGAACCAUUAACAAGCGAAGUCAAUGACUGUCUCAAUCCCUACAGACUCCCAUCAGGCACUGAACAUCAUAAAUACCCUGGUUCUGAGAGAUGGGAUGAAAGCGGAGAUGAAGAAGAUGAAGAAAGGGUGGUUUUCAAGGGAAGGAAGGGCAAAAUUUCAUCUGGCUAA
This is a messenger RNA of Aspergillus caelatus, 1200 nucleotides long. RefSeq names its product nucleic acid/nucleotide deaminase domain-containing protein. Lineage: Eukaryota; Fungi; Ascomycota; Eurotiomycetes; Eurotiales; Aspergillaceae. The transcript is spliced from 2 exons. The coding region runs from base 1 to 1200 and encodes 399 amino acids. The record is from RefSeq and is a predicted model, not a curated record.